Messenger RNA from Carcharodon carcharias (great white shark), 4263 nucleotides. Its product is annotated as serine/threonine-protein kinase Nek6-like. Gene Ontology annotation, molecular function: protein kinase activity; ATP binding. The coding region runs from base 386 to 1330 and encodes 314 amino acids. The transcript has 10 exons. Gene Ontology annotation, biological process: protein phosphorylation. Lineage: Eukaryota; Metazoa; Chordata; Chondrichthyes; Lamniformes; Lamnidae. The record is from RefSeq and is a predicted model, not a curated record.
AAACAUCUGGUUUCAAAAAGGCUGCCAUUUCAAUUUACUUUCUGCUGUCCUCGUGCAGUGUUUGCCUAAGGCCAAAAGGCCAGGAGAAGGGAAAAGGGAAGGUUUCGGUCCAUUUUUCACGCAAAGUCAAUGUCCCCUCCCCUUCCAAAAAAAAAGAGUCGUAACGUUUCUUGUGGGAGGCCUGCGUGGCAUGUAAAUUGAAACAGGCUUAGAAAGAGAGUGGAUUUUCAUGGAGCGCAAACACAAGUUGCUUACCAAGGACGAAUCCUUCUAGAAUGCUUUAGUUUGUUUAAUCGAUUUUCCACAAACUGCAGUGCAUUUUCUGUGCCAGUUCACAAGCGACAGGUCCGGGAUUAACCAAAAAGCCUCACGGUGACAUGCUACAAUGGAGCAACGAAGGAACCAUCUUCCACAUGCUCUCGAAGUUCAAAACAACCUCCUUUAUAAAGCAGGCACAGGCUAUCAGCAAGAUGCUCAGAGACACACCCCAUCAUACACCUACCAUAGCAGGUUGGCAGAUUUCCGGAUAGAGAAGAAAAUAGGCCGGGGUCAGUUCAGUGAAGUAUAUCGAGCAACUUAUCUUCAUAAUGGAAAAGCAGUCGCGUUAAAAAAAGUCCAGGUAUUUGAAAUGAUGGAUGCUAAAGCAAGGCAAGACUGCAUCAACGAGAUUGACCUUUUAAAGCAAUUGAAUCACCCCAACAUAAUUAAGUAUUUGGACUCAUUUAUUGAAGACAAUGAGCUGAACAUCGUUCUGGAAUUAGCAGACGCAGGCGAUCUCUCUCAGAUGAUUAAGUACUUCAAAAAGCAAAAGAGACUAAUCCCAGAAAGAACGAUAUGGAAAUAUUUCGUGCAGCUAUGCAGCGCAGUUGAGCACAUGCACUCCCGAAGGGUAAUGCACAGAGACAUCAAGCCGGCAAAUGUGUUCAUAACAGCAACAGGAGCAGUCAAGCUGGGGGACCUAGGGCUAGGACGCUUUUUCAGUUCCAAAACCACAGCAGCACACUCUUUAGUUGGAACACCAUACUAUAUGUCCCCAGAGAGAAUACAUGAAAAUGGUUACAACUUCAAAUCAGAUAUCUGGUCACUUGGUUGUUUAUUGUACGAGAUGGCCGCACUCCAAAGUCCAUUUUAUGGAGAUAAAAUGAAUCUCUUUUCUCUCUGUAAAAAGAUAGAACAAUGUGACUACCCACCUCUCCCAGCAGAGCACUAUUCUGAAAAGUUACGAGAGUUGGUGAUCAUGUGCAUCAACCCUGAACCCGAUCUUCGACCCGAUGUUAGUUAUAUGCAUCAAAUAGCUAAGCAGAUGCACGGAUGGACACCAAGCACCUGAACCCAUCAAACUGUAUGGAAAUUUAUAAAAGAACAAUUAUAUCACACUCCUGCUUGAAUAUUGUUAAAAUUGCAAAAGAAGCAGAACAGUGAAGAUCUCAAGAAAGCAGCAUCAUUAGUGGAAUAUGGUUGAGCCAUUUGGAAUUAAACAGCACUGUAAGGACUGAUACUUUUAGGGUAGAUUUUAGAAUGGUUAAGCGCUGGCUGUCAUUUGGUCAAGUGAAGAAGGAAUGAUAUAGUCGCCAUGGUUCCGUGUUACUUUAGAAAAAUGUAUUUAUACGUGUACUUUCUAAUUUCAUACACCUAUUUCUGUCUAUAAGUGAAGAUAGGGUAAAGAAGGCAAGAUACACAAAAAUCAGUUCCCACACACUGCAAUUUUUGACAUAUUGUUGUCAGGAUAUGGCAUGAUAAAAAUGACAGAUAUAAAAUGGACAGAAAUGGUAAGACAAUCUUAAUGAUAUUAGAAAAAUAAAUGAUCUCUAAAAAUUUUUUAACAAAAGUUGAUAAUUGUAUUACCAUGUUAACUUAGAAAGAAACAAAUUUCUCUCUUUUCACAUUUAUUUUGCAUACUUCCACUGUGCCUACCCACAAGAUAUACUGUCUUUGUAGGCAAGUACUUAAGUAGUAGUAUCGUAACGGAAACCUAACUCAUAGCUUUGGGAUUUGACACUAUUUACCUAGGCUUUACUUAAACUAGAGUGACAAAUAAUAUUUUAGCAGUGAUGAACCUAUUGACUUCUUACAUUUUCUAUGUUGUCAGCUUUUAAGUCUUUAGUUGGAGACUCUAAACUUUAUACCAAGGAAGAUAAUCAGUGUUUAGUUAUUGAAAAGGAUUAGAAACUUGUGUGCUUUUAUUGUGGCCAAGAAAGCAGCACCUGGAAAACAUGCUGCAAUGAGCCAAACUUUUUUUUUUAUUAAUCUAUUUCUUUCUACUGAGCUGUCACCAGAUUUUUUUAAAAAAUCAUCACCUGUUAUCGACCUUUUUAGUUAGGAUUAUGGGACAACUCCAGCUUAAUUUUUGUGGACAAAAUCUAGAGCUUUUUUACUUAUUGAUAUGCCAUAAUGAUGAUGUUUCUCUCUCCAAGUAAAGUCUGUUGGAACCAGGUAUGUCGUUCAGGCUUCUCUGCUUUUCAGGCUCAGAGCAAUGCCCAUUCAUUUUUCCCCCUUUUCCAUAUCUGAGCUAAUUCACUUCUAUUACUAGCUGUUGUAGGUUACUCUGCAAUUAUUUUUGUAAUACUUUUGCAUAUAAUGAAACUGUUAAAAAGCAUCACUUUUAAAACGCAGCUUUUGGAUGGUCAACCCUCAGCAAGGAAAUGAUGUAGAACAGUUUCUUGGGCACAGUUCAAAGGGUAAAAUAACAUUCACAUUGUGCCCAAAGACCCUGACCAAACUAUAUCAGACUGGACAGAACAAGUAUAUAAAAGAGAUAACGGCAUGGAUUUUGUGGUCAUAUUGACAGCGAAAUUGUCAGCAUUCAGCGUUAUUACAACUGUGAAGCUGACAACAACUUUUGCCCAUGUGCAGUUAAAUGCAGGAAUCCAGAGGUUGCUGUCAAUGAUUCCAUGCUCCUCCCUAGGAGGAGCUGUUGAAGACCCUGCAGACAACAACCUUUAGAAAUCACUGAACUGAUGAAAAGUUCCCCUUUCAAACUGUAAUAUCCCUGUUAAAAGCUCCCGAAAAAGUUAUGCCUUGAUAAUGAGGUGUAACUUUGAUUUUAAAGGUGUACUAAGUUAUAACUACUGAAGAACAUCUCUGGCCCUGGAAAACUAAUUUUAUAUUUUUGUAAUGUCAAUUUUUUCCAUUAUGAUAAAAAUUCCAUUUUUUUUUAGUACUUUUUAAAGGAGUUGUUUACAUUAUUUCAGCUUCUGAUGUGUAUGUCCCACCUUUAUUUUGCUCUCUGUAAAAUCCACAUGAAGUGAAGGAUAAUAAGUUCAUUUUACUUCCCGGUUUGCUGUCUGUGAGAAUUCUUUAGUGUGAUUGGCUGCUCACCCUGCUUGAUGACAUCUCUGUUGCUGUCUGGAGAUCUCCUUGACUUGGUGCCAGAUUCAAAUUAAAAUCAGCAAAGAUGAAAUCUAUGCCAGAAAUUGCUAGAAAGUGGGCAGCAUUCAUCGAGAUCAGUGACAAGUGCUGUCAUUUUGCAACUGACCCCAAAAUCCAGGCCAAGAACUGAUAAUUCAACAUACCCAGUAUUGAUUAGUUUGGAGCAAUUGCUUACAACAAUUUGGACAAUUUACCCACUGUGAAAAUCUUGUAAAAUGUGAACAUUUCCUAUGUAAUCGUGGUCGUUUUUGAAGUUAAAAAAAUAUUUUUAAACACAACACAAAUGACUAAGAGAAAUAGUGCUUGAACGUUACAGACAUUUGAAUGCCUGUUCUGUCUCCCUAUGAUUCAUUCAGUACUUACUGGUACUAGUCCUGCAAGGCAACAGUAGGGAAUUGUAAACUAUUGUUAAUGAUUAAUGCUCGACAAUACACAGGUAAGGCAGAAGGACUUCUAGGUCAGCAUUCUUGCUGUUUCAAAUGGAAGUUGUAUAUCCAACCUGUGUAGCCAGAAUCAGCACCUUUAUACAAUGCCUGUGUUUAAGCGGUUCAUUAUUUAUGUGUGUACUGGAUUAUGCUUUGCACAUGAACAUUGCAUUAAUUAAAGUUAUGCAGGCUAAUAUAGGAACACUGCGUAGAUUAUAAACCAAUGCUAUUAGACAUGUUCAAGAAUAUGGUUGCUUAGAGAAAGGGAUAAAAUUGAAUUUGCACCUAUUGAUUUUAUCAUGGGUUCAAAACUGCAUAAUGUUUUUUUUAAUCAUGUGCUUGCAAAAUUCUGUGAAAUAAUUGCCAACCAUUAAAUCAUAAUGAUUUACAGCGUACUAACAGAAUAAAAAUACCUUUAAAUACUUAGAAGCUUAAUUUUUUUCUAAAUAAAACUUACUGUUCUAUUAUU